AUGAAAGAUGUAUUUAGAAGACAUAAGCGAUUGGUUGUAUUUGAUAUGGAUUCUAUUUUAAUAAAACAAGAAGUUAUUGAUGAAAUUGUCAGAUUAGCAGGUGUGAUUUAUGUAGCGGCAGCAAUCACGGAAUCUGCCAUGAACGGAACACUUGUUAAAGAUAAUUUAGUUUAUACGGGAGGUGCAAAAUCUCUUUGUAAAGCGUUAAAAAAAGUAGGAUUUAAAUUAGCUGUUAUCUCUGGUGGGUUCAUUCCUCUCGCUAGACACAUAAGUUUCAAGCCGAUGGUCAUUUACAAGAGACUUUUAGGACCAAUCGUUGAUGGAGAACGUAUAGCAUUUAAUGCUAAACCACGUGUGCAAGAAAAGAUAAAAAAACGUCUCAUUGAAUGUCACUAUGGUCAAAGUUGUUUAAUAGAAACUUAUGAAAAACGUAGUUGA
Molecule: messenger RNA, 438 nt
Organism: Diversispora eburnea
Lineage: Eukaryota; Fungi; Glomeromycota; Glomeromycetes; Diversisporales; Diversisporaceae
Source: the annotation of a GenBank genome assembly